AUGGCCGACAACAUGGAAUUAAUCAAUAGCCUCACUGCUGAGCAAGCACGUGCAAUUCUCCUCUACCUGUCUAAUAAUCCUUCAGUCGCAGGCAAAGUGAGCAAUUUUGCAAAGGAGAUGAGAGCGCAUACUAGCCUCACGGCAAUAUGCGUGCAAUGUGACUCGGCAUUCGACCCAAGCAGUACCUCUAUCAAUUGCUUUUACCAUAGUGGCGAGCUAGAAGUCGACUAUGAUGGGGAUUUUUGGGCCGACCAUGACGAGAAAUGUCAUGGAACUAUUGAUACUGAUGAGAUGCGCGAGCAGUUUCCGGAGGGAUUUGAAUGGACUUGCUGCAAUUUAAGUGGAGAGUCACAGGGUUGUCGGUCGGGCAGACAUCAGGCAGACCCAAGCAAGUCAAAAAAAGGGUUGGAUGUCGAAUCGGAGCUGGAUGACGAAAUUAAAUCAGAGCUAAAUGACGAUGAGGAGAGCGAUGAAGAUAGAGACGAAGAAGAAACCGAUGAUAAAACCCACGAAGGUAACAGAGAUAACGGGGAUGAGAGCGAAUAUUUGCGGUAUAAUAAAAGGCAGAAGCGCGAAAUUUAA
Trichoderma virens Gv29-8 is the source of this 582-nucleotide messenger RNA. RefSeq lists its product as uncharacterized. NCBI's taxonomy places the organism in Eukaryota, Fungi, Ascomycota, Sordariomycetes, Hypocreales, Hypocreaceae. The transcript has 2 exons. The record is from RefSeq and is a predicted model, not a curated record. Bases 1 to 582 code for a protein of 193 amino acids.